Messenger RNA from Aphis gossypii (cotton aphid), 1530 nucleotides. Its product is annotated as beta-ureidopropionase. NCBI's taxonomy places the organism in Eukaryota, Metazoa, Arthropoda, Insecta, Hemiptera, Aphididae. The transcript is spliced from 10 exons. Gene Ontology annotation, molecular function: beta-ureidopropionase activity. Bases 261 to 1367 code for a protein of 368 amino acids. The record is from RefSeq and is a predicted model, not a curated record.
UAUAAUUGGGUGGAGUAUUAUUAAUAACUAAAUAUUAAAUAUUACGAUUGUAUUGACUACGAAGUAUGCAAACAUUGCAAACGAAAAACUUUAAACGUCAAUAAUCGCCUAAUAGAAUAUCAGGUUGAAGUUUCAUUAUUUUUAAGUUUAGUUCAUUAUAUACUUUUAAUAACCUUCCAACUGGCUUAUUAACAUAUACCACUCAAGGUGUCACUACUGAGACAUUCUCUCUAUAUUUGGUCUACUCACUACAUUUGAAGAUGUUUCAAAAUCUUGAGACUUGUUUGGAGAAAUAUAUUCCACAGGAAGAAUUAAAUCAUGUGCAAAGGAUUUUAUAUGGAAAAAAAUUAGAAGAACUUCAGCUACCAAAAUCCUGCUUAAAUAAUGAAGAUAAUAUAGAAGUUAAAGGUUUCAGAUUUGAAAGUUUAACUGAAGAGUUUCGAGAAAAACGAAUUGUAAGAGUUGGAGUUAUUCAAAAUCAAAUUGUUCUUCCAACAACAGCUCCUUUAGCCGAACAACGUAAUGCCAUUUAUAAAAAGAUUAGCAAAAUAAUAUCCCUUGCUGCUGAGGCAAAUGUGAAUGUGUUAUGCCUUCAAGAAGCCUGGCCUAUGCCCUUUGUGUUUUGUACAAGAGAAAAAUUUCCAUGGUGCGAGUUUGCUGAAUCAGCUGAAACAGGACCUACAACUUUGUUUCUAAAAGACAUUUGUAAACAAUACAACAUGGUUAUUGUAUCACCAAUUCUGGAACGUGAUGAACAAGAAGUGAUAUGGAACACAGCUGUGGUCAUAGAUAACUUUGGUAAAGUAAUUGGAAAGCAUAGAAAGAACCAUAUACCUCGAGUGGGUGAUUUUAAUGAGUCUACUUACUACAUGGAAGGAAACACGGGACAUCCUGUUUUUGAGACAGCAUUUGGUCGAAUUGCAAUCAAUAUCUGUUAUGGACGCCACCACCCACUGAAUUGGUUGAUGUUUGGGUUAAAUGGAGCUGAAAUUGUUUUUAACCCUUCAGCUACUAUUGAUGGCUUGAGUGAGACACUUUGGGGAAUUGAAGCCAGAACAGCUGCAGUUGCCAACAGUUAUUUUUCUUGUGCCAUCAACAGAGUCGGUACAGAAACUUUCCCGUCAGAGUUUACAAGUGGUGAUGGUAAACCUGCACAUAAAAGUUUUGGCCAUUUUUAUGGAUCGAGCUAUAUUACUGCUCCUGAUGGUUCAAGAACACCUGGCCUUUCCAGGACUCGUGAUGGAUUGCUUAUUUCAGAAAUAGACUUAAAUCUUUGUAGACAAGUAAAGGAUCAUUGGGGUUUCCAAAUGACUCGAAGACUAGAUUUGUAUGCAGAGUCAUUAUCAGACAUAGUUAACUCUAAAUAAUUAUAUUCACUUCAAAAUGGGAUAGCAAUAGCUAACAAAUAUUAAAUUUAACACAAACUUUUAAAUUACAUUGUUAUACACUUUUAAUUUGUCUACUUAGUUUAUAAAACAUUAUCAUUUAUUAUUUUGAGUAUUAUAAAUAUAUUACAUACAAUAUAUAACA